AGAGGUUUCUAUAUCCAGCUGUCAGUACCCGUCCCGCUGGACAGCUCGCCAUUUACAUCCCGUUCCAUAUCCUCGGCCACAACACCAUCAUUACCAGACAGUACCUCCUUCCUCUGGAGUUGAGUCCAAUCUUUACCGACCAGAAUAAAAGGAGAAUCUGAUCGCUUGCCACGAUCUGAGGUGCUUGCAUCCAGUACAUAGCCAGUCGGAAAGGAAGGGAAGGAAGACUAAGUCUGCCAUCAUUAUCAAGGUUUGCCAUCCCACGGACCCAACCGUUCCAUUCAAUCAUACCACUCCGUCGAAAGACCAAGCUCGCUGGAGACUUGAUAAGGUCUGACAUUGAAUUGAUCCAGUCGAGGGCCAGCGGCCCACCCGAUCCGAUCAACUGCCCAAUCCCACCAGCACGUUCCCGUCAGGACCAAUCGUACCUCGCAAGCAAACAUGCUCACAUCAUCACCACCACGCAGGGCAUCACCCACUUCAACAUCCCUCCGCAUACCCCACCUCCUGCUACUGUUGGUGGUGCUUCUCCUGAUCACUUCACCAUCCGCCGCAGCCGACUGCGACUGCGGCUACCGCAUAAAACAGACGGGGCAGCUAUUCACCCACCAAUCGGCGGUGACCUUCAACACCUCGGCGAACUCCUCAACCGCGCUGGGCAGCGAGUGGGAAGUUCAAGGGUGGCGAGUACCAGCCAACACGACACUGGGCACGAUUCCGCGGCAGAACCGGGCCGCAAACGUGUGGGUCGCGGACAGCAAGCUGCACCUUCGCCAGCGGGCCUGGCGGGAGGGCGAGGACGUGAGUAUCGCCGAGAUACAUACCGGCCGUGACGACAUCCUGUACGGCAGCUUUAGGAUCCGGAGUACGGUCGUGCAGCCGCAGGCGGCCACCGGCGGUGCGGUCGCGGGAUUCUUCUUUUAUCGUGACGAUGUUACUGAGACCGAUAUCGAGAUCAUCACCAAGGACGGGAAUAGCUCCAAGACGGUGCAUUACAUAAAUCAUCCAACGUACAACGUCGAGACGGACACCCUGAUCCCCGGCACGUCGUUCACGGAGCCCCUCGACAAGCCAUGGACGGAAAUGCAAUGGCACCGGUUCGACUGGGGACGGAAUUCGACCUCGUUCUACCAAGACAACGUCUUUAAGCGUCAAAUCAGCAAGAAUGUUCCGGACGAGCCCGGGAAAAUCAUGAUCAACAUCUGGGCCAACAACGGCUCGUGGUCCGGACCGCCGUCCAGCAGAGAUGUCACCCUGCAGAUCGAGCAAAUACGCCUGUAUUUCAACACUACCACCAGCAACGCAGGCCAGGACGAGCAGUUCAAUGCGCAGUGUGCGCAAGCGAAGAACGACGACAAAGCUGUGUGUGACGUCGAAGACGAAAAUGAGCCCGCCGGUACGGGUGAGAAUGGUAGUUCGAGCGGCAGAUUAUCCGCGGGGGGGUGGUGGAUGGCAUUAGUGGCCGUCGUAGUCGUCGUGUCAGCAGCAUGGGUAUAAUCCGGCCGGCGUAAUCCGGCCGGCAAAAGCCGGUGGCUUUUAUGUAAACGAGUCGUACGACGAAAUGCGGGGAUCGAGCUUCAUGGUGGGGGGAGAGGGAG
Messenger RNA from Tricharina praecox, 1598 nucleotides. RefSeq names its product concanavalin A-like lectin/glucanase domain-containing protein. Gene Ontology annotation, biological process: carbohydrate metabolic process. Gene Ontology annotation, molecular function: hydrolase activity, hydrolyzing O-glycosyl compounds. The transcript has 4 exons. The record is from RefSeq and is a predicted model, not a curated record. Lineage: Eukaryota; Fungi; Ascomycota; Pezizomycetes; Pezizales; Pyronemataceae. Bases 442 to 1497 code for a protein of 351 amino acids.